AAAGCACUGGGUUAGGCAGGAGCAGUGGAAGCAGACCAUUGUCCCACGUAGCUCAGCACUAUCUACACUGACUGGCAGCAUCUCCCCAGGAUUUCGAGGAAGGAGACAUCCUGUGCACAAAGCAGGUGCUCUAACCACUGUGAACUACAGCCCUUCCCCACUACGUAGGUGAUGGUUUUUUGUAGCUCGAUUCUAUUUUGGAAGGUGAUUGCAUCACACCCUAAUUAUCAGGCGAGGAGUUUUAAGGGACCUAAAAGGGAAAGAACAGAUGAAUGAGUUUCCUGCUGGAACUCGUCUCAGUCGCAGAGAAUACCAAAAAUGUCCCAAAGUGUUCUAUGCGCCAGAGGAAAUGUCUGAGGAAGGAUACUGUUUGGACUAUGUGUCUGCAGCUGCCACUUUGAGAGGGACGGCCGUGCAUUUAGAAAAGGGGAAAGAACCUCAAUGUACGAUAAUAACGGAAGGAAACUUUACAAACCCAUGGCUGGCAGCCAAAGGAGGCUGGGGACGCGUCUUCUAAAGAGCAGUUCCUCACUUUCAUCCCCAUCUGACAAGCAUUUUGUUGUCAAAGCAUCCUGAAACCCCAGCGCCCAACUGGACCCUUCCCCAAAAACUUGGACACAUGCCUAUGGCGGCUGUUUUGAUCCCUGCCUCUAAGCGAUCUUCCCUUGCCUCAGCCAAAAGGGGUCUUUGCGUUGCCCAUCACUAGCCAUCCAAAUCCUGUUCCUUCUCCUGCCUCCUCUGCUGUUGUGGCAAAUAAAUAGGAUAAAAUGUGGGCUUAGCAUCUAGCCAGAGAAUUGUAGAGUCGGAAGGGACCCUGAGGGUCAUCUGGCAAAGCAGGAAUCACAGCUGGAGAAUUCCUGGCAGGCGGCCACCAAACUUCUGCUUAAAAAUCUCCAAGGAAGGCGAGUCUGCCGCCUCCUGACAGAGUCCAUUCCACUGGCAAACAGCUCUUGGUAUCAGAAAGUUCUUCCUAGGUGACCGUGACGCCACGUGACAGGAAUGGCCAAUGGCUUUCUCAUGGAAGUAUGUGUUGAUUUUGUGGAGUCUGCUGUGAAUGCAGAAAAAGGAGGUAAUCCCAUAAAAAAGAUGGAAGAUCAUUGAGGGGUCUUUCUAGGCCAGGACACCUCUGGGUGCUGGCCGCCUUGAACUGUGUGCCAACCUCAUGGAAGGAGGAACAACACCUACUAUAGGCCUUUUGCAAGUGGUGAAGCAGUGUAUAAGGUAAAGGUAAAGGGACCCCUGACCAUUAGGUCCAGUCGUGGCCGACUCUGGGGUUGCGGCGCUCAUCUCGCUUUAUUGGCCAAGGGAGCCGGCGUACAGCUUCCGGGUCAUGUGGCCAGCAUGACUAAGCCACUUCUGGCGAACCAGAGCAGUGCACGGAAACGCCGUUUACCUUCCUGCCAGAGAGGUACCUAUUUAUCUACUUGUACUUUGACGUGCUUUUGAACUGCUAGGUUGGCAGGAGCAGGGACCGAGCAACGGGAGCUCACCCUGUCGCGGCGAUUCGAACCACCAACCUUCUGAUCAGCAAGCCCUGGGCUAUGUGGUUUAACCCACAGUGCUAUCCGCGUCCCUGAAGCAGUGUAUAAGGGUGGCUGUAUUUGUGAUGAUCCACCCCCGUGGGGGGGGGGGAUUUCCUCUAUUCUGACCGAGAAGUUGAGGUGAUGAAGGCAGACAUCCGACUUGCCAAGCAACAUGGGGCUGAUGGGUUGGUGUUUGGAGCCUUGACUGAGGAUGGACGUGUGGAUACAGAGCUCUGCACAGCACUGCUGGCUGCUUCCCGCCCUCUGCCAGUCACCUUCCACAGAGCUUUUGACAUGGUCUAUGACCCUUUGGCGCGGCGGGGUGAGCUCCUGUCUUUCGGUCCCAGCUCCUGCCCACCUAGCAGUUUGAAAGCACCCUUAAGUGCAAGUAGAUAAAUAGGUACCGCUUUAUAGCGGGAAGGUAAACGGCGUUUCCGUGUGCUGCGCUGGUGCUGGCUCGCCAGAGCAGCUUCGUCACGCUGGCCACGUGACCCGGAAGUGUCUCCAGACAGCGCUGGCCCCCGGCCUCUUAAGUGAGAUGGGCGCACAACCCUAGAGUCGGACACGACUGGCCCGUAUGGGCAGGGGUACCUUUACCUUUAUGACCCUUUGGCAGCCUUGGAAAUGCUAAUAUCAAUAGGCUUUGAACGGGUCCUGACUAGUGGCUGUGACAGCUCUGUUCUAGAGGGGCCGCCCUUGAUAAAACGACUGACAGAACAGGCUAAGGGAAGGAUUGUUGUGGUGCCAGAAACCCUUACACUACCACUGGGGCCUACCUCUGCACACCUGAAUAUUCCAUCAAGGUGGCCGAUGUGGCUAAAGUGAGGACCCUGAAUGCAAUUGCAAAGAAUAUCCUGUAGAACAAGCUACUGUGAGCCAGGAAGACCCAGAGCCCUGUGACCUGCGGUAGACAUAGCAUAGGUAUGACCUGCAUAGACAUAGACAUUUCAACAGCAUCCUUGCCAGCACUUAAAGGACAUGUGUCAAUCAAAUGAAGAAGCCUCUGCUUGUUUUUCUCCUAUUCCCACUUGCUCCACAGCCUUUUUUCCUCAGAUGUCGUAAUGCCGUUUUGUCUGUGGAGAGCAAAUGAUGGGGAGGGGCUUAAUUAAAGGGGCACUCGCCAUCGGGCAACACUCUCCCUGUUAAGGUCUCUUCUCAAAUAAAACCUGAAGCCACUAAAAAAAAGAGAGAAAGUUCUUCCUGAUGUUUAGUCGGAUUCUAUUUCUUGCAACUUGAAGCCAUGGGUUCAAGUCUUCCCCUCUGGAGCAGGAGAAAAUAAGCUGGCUCCUUCUUCCAUUUAACAGCCCUUGAGAUAUUCGAAAAUGGCUAUCCUAUCUCCUCUCAGUCUCCUGUUUUCCAGGCUAAACAUACCCAGCUUCUUCAACCAUGUUGUAAGAAUUUUGAGGUCUCAAAUAUAGAAUAAAUAUUCAUAAAUGCACACAUAUCUAAACAGAUGAACCAUGUGUCUGAAAUAGUAAGGGAGAGCAAUCCUGAAGCCAUUUUGUCUCUUCCCAUGACCUCAAAUAUUCCUCUGCUGUAAGGGAGGCAAAUGGGGAAAGCCUUCCCAUGGUCUUUUUGCUUGCAAAUCCUGUCUUAAGGGUGCAUUUGCAUACGACUAGGGUGAGCCUGUGAACUGGAUUCAGGAAUUAAGAGUUAACCAUCACAAAAGAAUGGCCAGGCUGCCCAGGUAAUGCAACCAGUGACCAUUAUCAGGUAUCCUGGCAGACAGAAUUUCUGCUGUGGACCGCCUCCUUCUGUGAUGUAUGUAUGAUGUUUCAGGGCGGUGGUCUUGGGCUCCAGGGUGGGCAAUUUCAAAAGCCUAUAUAAGAGCUUGCACAUCGUUGUUCUGGGUGCCUCUCCUCCCUCCCUGCAUAGGGUAAGCGGGGGACCCUGUUGCAACAGUUUAAUAAAGAUCAGGCUUACUAGCUACUUUGCUUCUCAAUAUUCUCUUGUUGGCCUCUGUUCUUUUCUCCUACUGAUAGGGAACUCACUUAAGGACUCUAUACGGGCUCUUGGAUAACCCAUAAGGGAGAAAGGGCAGAUUUUGUUUACUUCAGGCUAUUGGCUUGAUCUAGCAGGCUCUUCUUAUGUUCUUAUGCUCCACACUGCAGGGCAGGAAGUUUCAGGAGACAGGGCUGCUUUUAACAGGAUUUGUUUCUUAGCAGGAAGAAAAGGUUAGAGACUUAUAGGGCGCCUCUCCCCGAUCUAAUUCUUCUUUGCUCACAACUUCUAUAUGAGUAAGGUUGGGGUUAAGAGAGGGGUGGGAUAAAGGAAGCACCUAGGUCCUAGACGAAGGGAUGCGGGUGGCGCUGUGGUCUAAACUACAGAGCCUAGGGCUCGCCGAUUGGAAGGUCGGCAGUUCGAAUCCCUGUGACGGGGUGAGCUCCUGUUGCUCGGACCCUGCUCCUGCCCACCUAGCAGUUCAAAAGCACGUCAAGUGCAAGUAGAUAAAUAGGUACUGCUCUUGCAGGAAGGUAAAUGGUGUUUCCGUGCGCUGCUCUGGUUCGCCAGAAGCGGCUUAGUCAUGCUGGCCACAGAAGCUGUCUGCAGACAAACGCCGGCUCCCUUGGCCUAUAGAGCGAGAUGAGCGUGCAACCCCAGAGUUGUCCGUGACUGGACCUAAUGGUCAGGGGUCCCUUUAAGUCCUAUACAGAUAGUGCUGGUCUUAACAGCACCAGAUGCCCCCACCUCCAAAGGAAACAGCCCCUCCCAUCUCCAAAAAAUAAAGCCAGCUACAAAACUUCCAAAACUGAUGACUCUGCAAACUGUGAAAUUAAUUAUCUCAGCCUGUAUCCAAAAAGAUGGUAUUUGCUCAGCCCCAAGGUGGCUGUCAUGGAACGAUAGCAAAAAACGUUGAAUUGCUCUCAGACAGGUCUAGUUAGACAGCUCUGGCAUAGUAAGAGAUGCCAUUCAGACUUCAGAUGGUUUAAGAAUAUACAAUUUCCACCUGCACCGGAAACCACACAGCUGUGCAGUUGUCACCCAAAAUAUCCAGAUGGUACCAAGUCUAUCGCUGCACUGCAGGGGGUUGGACUAGAUGACCCCUGGGUCCCCUAAGUUGGAGAAGUCAGGUGAUGGGUGCAAAAUUUCUGGGCUGUCCAACCUUUGCAGUGCAGAUAUAUUGGAGGAAGAGCAAUCAUCUUCACUCUGGGGUGUUAUAUACUUUUGAAAACUACUUUAAAAAAACAACCCCACGUUAUCCAAAAAUGCAAGUUAUGAAUAACGUUUCAAUUGCCAUAACAAAUAGAAAGGAAGAAUAAAAUAAGCAAACGCCGCCCCUGCAAACCUUAAGUAAAUCUUUAUAAAUUGAUUCCAUUUCGCCCAGCCUCCUACCCCUUCCCAUACUUUGGAUAUUCCAUUACAAUAUCCUCUCCAACCAUUGACGAUAUUGCCCAUUUACUGGACCUGAAGUAUUCCCCACCCCCCUUUUUAAAGUAAAAUAAAUAUAUCUGGGAAUAAUGAAAUAAAGCUGAAUGUUGGAAGGUUCAGGAUAGGUAAAAGUCAUUCUCCAUACAGCGCAUGGUUAAACUCUGAAGCUUGCUGCCCCAGGAGGUAGCUGUGGCCAGGGCCGUCUUUAGGAUAUGUGCCGCCGGGGUGCAAAGAUUCGCCCAGCGCCCCCAAAUUUAGAUUUGCCCCCAAAUAAACUUUUUUAUAGGGACGCCGGUGGUGCUGUGGGUUAAACCACAGAGCCUAGGGCUUGCCGAUCAGAAGGUCGGUGGUUCGAAUCCCCACAACGGGGUGAGCUCCUGUUGCUCGGUCCCUCCUCCUGCCAAGCUAGCAGUUCAAAAGCACGUCAAAGUGCAAGUAGAUAAAUAGGUACCGCUCCGGCAGGAAGGUAAAUGGUGUUUCCGUGCGCUGCUCUGGUUCGCCAGAAGCGGCUUAGUCAUGCUGGCCACAUGACCCGGAAGCUGUACGCCGGCUCCCUCGGCCAAUAAAGCGAGAUGAGCACCGCAACCCCAGAGUCGGCCACGACUGGACCUAACGGUCAGGGGUCCCUUUACCUUUACUAGGAGAAACAUCAGUCGUGUCAAAGGUGCCGCUGACUCACCAAGCUGCCGCAUAGCAGCUCAAUACAAUACGUAACAUAAUAUUUUGAUGUAAGAGUUAAUUUUGCGUGGACGCUGCCAUUGAGAAUGACAAGCGCCGCCGCUGGCGCAGCGCAUCUUUGAUAAACGAGCGCAGAAAGUCAAAAGUCCUUUAGUGAAACAGUAGGUAUACAUUUCGGCCAAGCCUCUUCUAAUGCUCCUAAAUUGCUUUAGUUUUCUUGGACCACAUAUGCAGAUACCCACAAUUUCACUGCAUGCUUUCAGGUGAAAUAAAGAUUUUGAUCGACAUUAACCACUAUGUUCUGCAUGCAUUCGUUGUGACGCAUUCAGUUAUUCUGGGACAGCCCCUGUUUUCAACUUUGAAAGUCAAAGGCAGUGGUUGUUCCAUGAAGACUACAUUUUAAAAGCAUAAUAUUUCUGUGCAGCUGAAGGAAGCAAAGUACCUCCCUUUGCUAAGCAGCUAGGAAGUACCCAGAAAUGAGAGAGAUGUUUCUUCUCCACUAUCUCAGUGAUCUGCAUAUGAAGAGGAACUGCAGUUGAUGAGUCAGACAGACAGAAAGAGCACUGUGAGGAUAUCAGAAGAGCUUGGCUGCUGCAGGAUCAGGCCAAAGGGGGCCCAUCGUAGCCCAGUGUCUUCUUCUCACAGUUGCUAACCAGAUGCUCCAAUGGGAAGCCUUGUUAAUGGAAAAAUCCGAGGGCUCCCUUGGACAAAAAACAAAGACACCAACCAGGAUUAUUAGGAGCAAAACAGCAGCCAGUAGGCUUGGCCUUUAUUGAUCUGUUGCAACAGAGUGCUCCCCUCACCCGCAGGAGAGAGGAGGGACCAGAAAAAUGGCGUGCAAGGCCUUAUAAAGACUUUUGAAACUGCCACCCUGUAGAUCAAGACCACCCCCAGAAACAUCAUACAUACAUCACAGAAGGGGUGUAACCUAAGACCACCCCUCAGAUACAUCACACCUACAUCACAGAAAAGGCGGUCUACAACAGAAAUUUGAAUGUUGUUUUUCUCCUGUUGUUUAUCUCCUGUCUGGCAGGUUACCUGAUUGGAUUGCCUGGGGAGCCUGGCCAGUCUUUUGUAAUGAUAAAUCCUUAGUUCCUGGGCCAGGUCACAGGCUCACACCCUAUUCAAACACAGACAUACCCUUAAGACAGGAUUUGUGAAGGAAAAGACAAUGGGGAGGCUUUUCCAGUUUGACCUCGCAGAGAAAACAUUUGCUCAGUUUAGGAAUCAAAAUGGUUCCAGGUUGGCCUUCCUGUGCUGAUCUAUGUAUGUGCUUAUGAACAUUACCAUAUAUCUAAGACCAUAAAAUUCCUAUCACAGCCUGAAAACAAGACCUCAGUGCAAAAGCAGCACAGCUCUCUACUCAGAGUUCCCAGUUGCUGGAGAGGGCAGAAGGGUAAUAAUAAAUAAUAAUAAUAAUAAUAAUAAUAAUAAUAAUAAUAAUAAUUUUUUAUUAUUUGUACCCCGCCCAUCUGGCUGGGUUUCCCCAGCCACUCUGGGCAGCUUCCAACAAAAGACCAAAAAUACACUAAGAUGUCACGCAUUAAAAACUUCCCUGAACAGGGCUGCCUUCAGAUGUCUUCUGAAUCUCAGGUAGUUGCUUAUCUCUUUGACAUCUGACAGGAGGGCGUUCCACAGGGCGGGUGCCACUACCGAGAAGGCCCUCUGCCUGGUUCCAUGUAGCUUUGCUUCUCACAAUGAGGGAACCACCAGAAGGCCCUCGGCGCUGGACCUCAGCAUCUGGGCAGAACAAUGGGGGUGGAGACGCUCCAGGUAUACUGGGCUGAGGCCGUUUAGGGCUUUGAAGCGCUCAGAUCCUGCUUGCAGAUUUCUCCUGGGGGUCCCUGGGUUGGCCACUGCGAGGACACAGUGCUGGAGAAGAUGGGCCAUUGGCAUGAUCCAUCAUGUCUCUUCUUAUGUUCUUGGGUAACACAGGCAGCAGGACUGUCAAAUGGCAUGGUCUCCAAUCUGGAAGUGAGCAAAAUGUGUAUUCUUCAUUAGCUGGCUUACUUCAUUUCCUGGAAGGGGGAAAAAGAAGAAGAGGAGAAGGAUUUCACUUCCUCCAAGAAGCCUCUAACUCCUGCAGGUGUUUUCUGCUUUAGCAAUCAGCCUCUUCCUUAAACAAUGAAACUAUGUCAUACCUAGUUCCGGACAGACAGCAGCUGAAUUAUCCAGACCAAACACUUAAGAGCAAACAACACACACACACACACCAAGUUUCCUCUCCCUUUUCCAGAAAUCUGAAUCACGCAGCAACAAACACAAGGAGCAUGUUUGUGGAUCGGGCCGCUGAUAGCAUGGAUUUCAUUCCAUCUUGAUCAGCAGCCAGUGGGUACAGCAGUGAACAGAGAUAAGAUUUCCCUGGGUGCUCUGCAUCCAUUCGCUCAGAGGUAGACUGCUGCUGUACAUGGAGGUUUCAUUUAGACUGGGCAUGGGGGAACUUUUGGCUCUCCAGACGGGACUGGUCUACAACUCUCAGCAGCCUAUAUGCCACCCAUGCUCAGAGACCUGCACUGGCUGCCGAUUUGCUUCCCGGCCAAGUUCAAGGUGUUACAGUUCGAAUAUUAAAGCCCUUAAGAACUUUGGAUGAAUGUGCAUGCAAUGCCCUAAAAGAAAAUGUGAUGAAAAUGAUGUAUAGAUGGUAUAUAACACCUGUCAAGUUAGCGAAAAUGUAUAAAGUCAGUAAUAAAUGUUGGAAAUGUAAACAAAAAGAGGGAACAUUUUAUCACAUGUGGUGGGAAUGUAAAAAGGUGAAAUGCUUCUAGGAGAUGAUAUAUAAUGAGAUGAAAAAAAUGUUGAAAUAUACAUUCAUAAAGAAACCAGAAGCAUUUUUACUGGGCAUUGUGGGGAGUGAUAUAAAUAGAAAGGAAUGUAAGCUCUUCUUAUAUGAAAUAACAGCAGCAAGAAUAUUACUGGCCCAAAAAUGGAAGCAAGAAGAAUUACCGAUGAUUGAAGAAUGGAGAAUGAAGUUAAUGGACUAUGCAGAACUAGAUAAACUAUCAGGAAGGAUUCGAAACCGGCGGGACCAGAAAUUCACGGAAGACUGGAGUAAAUUUAAGGACUACUUGAAAAGUAUUUGUGAAGAUCAGACAACAUUUGUAGGUUUGCAAGAAGUUUUGUGAGGAGUAUUAUUGGAAGUAUUGCAAAAAUGGAGAAGGGGAAGGAUGAUUUCUUAAGAGAUGUAAAGGCAAUAUAAAGUUAAGAAAUGCAUAAGAAGUGGUUAAAACGGUGGAUCAUCAGAGGUGCUGAUGGAAGUCUAAAAAGAUUGUAUAAGUGAUAAGUUUUGUGGUACAUUUUAUAAUUUAUAUGUUAAAAUCAAUUAAAAAAAAAAGAGCUUGGGAUGAAUGUACCUGCAAGAUCGCCUUAGACAAUAUUCACCCAUUAGGCCGCUUCGGCCUAUUGGCAGAAUUGGCAAUGUUACAGUUGCCUCAUAAUACUUAUUCCUCAUUUGUAAGAAAUUGAUGCGUUAGUGUGGCAACAUUUUGAAACACACCAAGAUUGCGCAUAGUCAAAACACUUUGGGUCUGAUGGCGGUUGGGAUGGCGAAAGUCAUUUUUCCUGGAAUACUGACCCCUUUUUAAUUAAAAAUUAUUAUUUUCCCCCACACACGUAAAGAGGAAUACGCACAAGUUAAAUGUGCGUAUAAGUUGCGGGCUUACUGUAUUUUUAAACCCUUAAAAAGCCGGCAAUAAACACCAGAUUUAAACACAUGCUGACGUUCUGCAUGUCUGGACAGACUUUGCCUUAACAAAUAUGCUUUUUAUUGUGUGCCGAGAAGAUUAGAGUUGCCAGAUAUCAAGAGGCAGGGAGAUGCUGGAACGUUGACCCCAUGUGAGUUGCAGGCUUGCUGGAAUUUGCUUUAUUGCUUCGCUGUUUGCUAAACCGCUUUGAGGUUUCCUUUCGUUUUAUUAAAUCCAUAGCAAAUAAGACGCACGGAGUAUUCCAACGAUUCGGGAAAAGAGGCGUUGUUUUGGGGGUUUUUUUUACAACCAAGUGCUGCAAAAAUCUUCAUAAAAUAAACAAGUGUGUACAAUUUUCAACUCUGGCUGUUGGGCCAAUGCUCCGAAUUGGAGGUUGGGCGAGAUUGAACCAGCCCUGCAAAAUUCCCCAGAACCCAAAUUUAGUUGCAGUUUCUGUUCUUUCUCCAAAGGCCUCCCCACCCUCCUCCUCCUCUGUGUGCGCUGAGAUCCACCUUCGCUUUCAGUUUAACUGAGCUGAGCUGCAUUCCUGAGGUCUGUCGCUUGUGGCUUCUUCUUGAAUUCCCUCCAGACAUGUAAGUACCGCUCCCUUUUGACGUCUAUCAGGUGGGCUUGCUGUAUUGCCAGGGGCAACCGCAAGAGGUUUCCUGCCCCUCCCAGAAAACAUCCCACCCACUAUACAGUGGUACCUCGGGUUACGGACGCUUCAGGUUACAGACGCUUCAGGUUACAGACUCCGCUAACCCAGAAAUAGUGCUUCAGGUUAAGAACUUUGCUUCAGGUUGAGAACAGAAAUCGUGUGGCAGCGGCAUGGCAGCAGCAGGAGGCCCCAUUAGCUAAAGUGGUGCUUCAGGUUAAGAACAGUUUCAGGUUAAGAACGGACCUCCAGAACGAAUUCAGUUCUUAACCCAAGGUACCACUGUACUAGCAUAAAGGCUCAUAAGAACAUAAGAUCCAGAGUCUGCUCAUAACCUCCAGCAUUUCUCUGAUGAAAACAGGUUCGUUGCAAGGGGAAAAGCGGGAUAUUCCAGGGUCAAAUCAGAAACUGGGAUGGCUUCUGUAAAUCCUGGAGAAUAGGGACACCUGGAGGGUUUUCUGGAUCAUCCUAAUGGCUCGCUUAGCCCAGCAUCUGUUCUCAAGUGGCGAACCGGGUGCCUGUGCAAAUCCAACAAGCAGGACCCGAACAUUGCGAUUCAGAAGCGUUCUUGCCUCUGAUGGUGGAGGCAGAGCACAGCCGUUGUGGCCAGUGGCCCUCAAUAGCUUUUGCUUCCAUGGAUCUGUCCAAUCCUCUUAUGAAACCGUAAGAACAAGGUCAGAACCCAUAAACGAAACACAACAGGGCCGCCCAGUCAAACUGUACAUUGGGAGACCCAGGAUGGGCAAAAAGAAAAGGCUUGUUCAAAUUACGAUAAAUUCAACAGUGUAAAUAAGUUCUGAUGGAUGUAACAAUGGAUUACUGAGCGGUUUAGUUAGUUCAUGUAAAAUAUGCAGGGAUGUAUGGUAUGCAAAAUGAACCACGGAAAAGAAAAGAAGGGAAAUCAUUGAUUUAAAGUUGUUUAAAUGAAAUGUAAAUUAUAAAGCGUUAAAUAUUAAAAACUUCCCUGAACAGGGCUGCCUUCAGAUGUCUUUUAAAAGUAAAAUAGUUGCUUAUUGCCUUGACAUCUGAUGGGAGGGCAUUCCACAGGGCGGGCGCCACUACCGAGAAGGCCCUCUGCCUGGUUCCCUGUAACUUGGCUUCUCGCAGUGAGGGAACCGCCAGAAGGCCCUCGGCGCUGGACCUCAGUGUCCGGGCAGAACGAUGGGGGUGGAGAUGCUCCUUCAGGUCUACUGGGACGAGGCCGUUUAGGGCUUUAAAGGUCAGCACCAACACUUUGAAUUGUGCUCAGAAACGUACUGGCUAUUAAUGGCUACUAGCAACAAUGGCUAUGUGCUAUUCCUCCCGUGUUGAAGGCAACAUGCUUCUGUAUACAAGACACAGCAGAGUUUAAUGGCUCUCAGAGGAUGGUGCCCGGUUGCCACUGUGUGUGAGUCUCUGCUCCAGGGCUCGCCUCUCCUCUCCUGGGAUUGAGGCUGCAGAAGCAGGGGUGGCCAAACAAUAUCAAAUUUGAGAUUCACACAGAGAGAAGGCAGGCAGGCUUCUCUGAGGGAGAGAGCACUCAAGACCCCCUCAAAAAUGAAUUUAACUCAGCACCGCAGCCACAAAAACCCGCUGGGGAAUAACCAACUCAGCCCGCACCCCAUAGAGGGAAACAAAACUCCUCUGGAAAACCUAUAAAGGAAGUAAUGAAGAUAUCAAAACGUACUCGGGCUCAACCAACAGCUUCAUCCAUUUGACCUUUGCAAUUUCCUGUUUCACCCUUAAACUUUGCUUCCUAAAGAAAAGAAGAAAUCGUAUAACUUUUGAUCACCAUUAUACAUAAGGGCAUAAGAAAUCUGCCUUAUGCCCAGCCAGAGCAUUGGUCCAUAUAGCUUAGUGUUGUCUACACUGACUGGCAGAAACUGGACUACAGCUUCCAUUAUCCCUGACCACGUUUGGGGCCAGGAAUGCUCACAAAUAUCAGCUACUAGAAACCCCAGGAUGAGAGAGUGCUCUUGGGCCUGAUUCCUGCUUGUGGGUUUCCCUUUGGGGCACCCGGGUGGCUCAUAGCUGUCAACCGUCCCUUAUUUGGCGGGAAACUCCCUUAUCCCAGCGCCGUGUCCCGCUGCUGUCCCUUAUUGAUGAUGUCCCUUAAAUUUCCCGGGUUUCAAAGGAAGCAGCUCCCCUCCCUCCCUGCCGGCCAGGGAGGAAGGAGGCUCCAACUGUGUUGCUUGGCUGCGUUGCUCACCCAAUAAGGAGUCUAAGAACGACUGGGGGGUGGAGCUUGCAUGCCUCGUGCCGAUCAAAUCGGCCGCGUUGCCUGGGGACUCGCCUUUGCUCAGCGCUUCCCAGUGGAGAGGUGACGGUGGUUUCCCUUGCUGCGUCCCCUUUGCCGGGUUGCUGCGCUGUGGGAACCACCGCUUGAGGCUUCAUUUGGCUUCUGGCUGGGCUUUCUGCCUUUGGCUCAGAAGUUGAACAUACCUGUGCCCGGAAAAUCCCUUAUUUUGGCUGCUGAUCCCUUAUUUUUGAGGCUGCUGGUCCCUUAUUUUCAAAUCUGUAAGUUGACAGCUAUGGGGUGGCUACUGUGAGUACAGGAUGCUAGACUGGAUGGGCUCCCUUUGGGCCUGGUCCAGCAGCCAAGCUCUUCUGAUGUUCUUAUGAGCCACACUGACUCCUGGAGCUGAUGGGAUUUGGAGUCCAUCAACAUCUAGGGCCUAAAGUUUUCUCUUUCCAUGGAAUAAUCCCUAAGCAUUGGGCUAGAAAUCCAUUAAAGCAAUAGGAAUACUUAUAAAAUGUUGCACCUGCUAAUCAAGACGAUUCCUUCUGCAGAAAUAAAUAAGCAAAGUUUCAAUGUAUUGAACCCGUCAGGUCCCAGCAUGGGUGACAACAAUUUAAGAUUCCCUAUUAAAAGCAGUCGAUAGCAAAUUGUAUCCAGUGAUAGUUCUACUCAAGAGCAGAAUUAAUGAAUAAACCAGACCAGCUUAGGUCCAUUAAUUUCAGGACUAGCACGGGAUACAAAACAACAACAAAAAUGUGAGUCUACUCUGAACGGGACAAAAUGUAACCCUGUAAUGAUCAUAAGUGGCAGAGGUGAUAAGGAAACAUUCGUCCCCUGCAAGAAAACAUCUUUCCUUGGAGGGGUUACAUCCGUUUCCUUGGCCUACCUAACAUGAUGAUUGCACAACACGGGUUUCUCCAGAAAAAGAUCUUGGGAUAUUUUUAUUUUGUCAAAGUGGAAAAGCCCCUUUGCAUCCAGGCUUUUCUGUUUCACAAUAGAGGGUGGUGGUGACUGGUGUUGUUUCCUGUUAAGUCAGCGAAAGGAGCAGUCCCAUCGUUCCUCAGCUAAGGAGUGCUCUGACAGACUCUCUGGACUUUGAACAAUGGCAUACGUGAAGAUGGGAGCCUUAUUCCUGCUCACCGCUAUCCUUCAGAGUUUUGUAGGUAAGUCGCACUGCCUGAUCUCUUGCAUCUCCUUCAUUCAGGAGGUUUGGACUUCUUGUUUUUGCCUUUUGCUCGUUUGCUUUGACCCAGUGAGAUUUCAGGCAGACGGGUGACUGUCCUUAUGGAGGAAGUUUGGACAUUGCACCCAUUUAGCUAUAACCGCAAGGCUUUUUUUGAGUCUCAAGACAUCUGAAUGAGCACUCGGACCUAGGAAAGCCAUUUAAAAGCUACGUUUUUCCUUUGAAAGAGCAUCUUUGUUUUUAUUUCGCUUUGCAAUUAGGCAAACUUUACCAACUCAUUUUUAGCAGGUUAUUCGUUUCUUUUUUAAGGGAAUGAGAAGGAAUGAAUCCUUUAGGUAGGCGGGGGACGGACGGACAGAAAUGAUUAGUUAUAAUUUUACCCUCAAAUGUCAUUUUAGCAGCUUUUAAAAAAGAAAAUGAAAUGGGAAGUAGUUACUCAUUUACUCAGGGUGGGGGAACGUUAUGACUUUCCUCCCAGGUAUCAUCAAGGAAAGUUAUAGAUAAUAUUUUACAAAGUCACAGAGAAGCCAUAAAGUGAUUUGUUUCUAAAGCAAGUCUUAUGAAACAUCCAGUUAGCCAGAAGAUAAACAUUUAUUGCACAAGCCAAAGGCCAUAACAUCAUCCGAAAACACUAAUAGCAUAAGAACAUAAGCAAAACCUCCUGUUCUCAUGACUCAUUGGGAAACCUCCAAGUAGGAUCUGAGCACAAGAGCAGUUAAGGCUUUGGGCAGGGGGCAGAGUUUAAUCUGCAGCAGAAGGCAGAACGCUUCUGAGGUCACAGCCACACCGUUUAUUUUUUUAUUUUAUUUUUUGUGGUUGCUAAGAGGUAUUUUAUUAAGGAUUUUCUUGUUUUACAGAAGUGUAGUGCCUCGUAUUUUUUUUUUCAUGUAACAUUUUUACAAAUCCGUUUCAUUUGUUGAGGCAUUAGGGGGAGAAGAAAAAAGAAAGAAAAAAGAAAGGGGGUGGAGAGAGGGAAGAUGGAUGGGGGUGGGGUCGGGUGGCGGUGUUUCUAUUAUGUUUAAUGUAUGUAGAGUUUGGUGUCAGCGUUGCUUGUGUUGUUCACUUGUGUUCCUUUGGUGGUGAGAGAGGUUGGGGUUGGCCUAGGGUGUGAUUGUUUGCUUGUGAUUGGCUGUGGUGAUCUUUGUUUUUGUGUGUGAGUGAGGUGGGUGGGUGUUUUGGAUCAGGUUAGCCAUAUUGAUUUGUAUGCUGUUGGUGGAUUAUUGCCAUUGUCCUGUUGGGCUGUGUAUGUGAUAAAGGGAGCCAUACCGGGGUGAAGGCGUCUUCUUCUGUUUGUCCCCGUGUCAGUUUCAGUUUAUUAGUUAAUUUUUCUAGUAGGGCUGUUUCCCAUACUAUUUGGUACCAUUGGUCCAUGCUUACUCCUGACAGGUCUCUCCAGUGUCUGGUUAUGGUGUUUCUGGCUGCUGAGAGCAGGUGGGUUAUGAGUUCUUUGUGGUGUAAAUGGGCAUUGUUGUCUUGGAAGAUGUUUAGUAGGGCCAAUUCUGGGGUGAUGUCUAUUACUUGCUUAGUUAUUUUACAUAUUUCUUGUAUGGCUGUUGUCCAGAAUAGUUGGAUUUUGGGACACUCCCACCACAUGUGGAGGUAUGUGCCUGUGGAGGUGCACCCUCUCCAGCAUUUUGGUGAGGUUCCUGGGUGUAUUAGCGCUAGUUUCCUUGGUGUUAGGUACCACCUGUAGGUGAGUUUCAGUGUGAGUUCUUUUCUUUUCGUUGAUAUGGAUUUAAAGGGGGUUUAGACCACAUUCUGGUCCAUUAAGUGGGGUUAAUCUCAUAGCCUAUGUCAUUCUCCCAUUGUUUUUGAUUGCAUCUAUGGGAUUUGCGGGAUUUUGGAGUAGUAUUUUGUAUAUUGCGGAUACCGUCCCUUUACCGUUUCCCUUUGUUGUUAGGAGUAGGUUUUCGAAGGUUGUCAGGGGCCUAGUUGCUGCUGAUUUUACUGUUGGGUUGUUUAAGAGGGCAUGUAGUUGGUGUUGUGUUAACCAGGGCAUUUGGGUGUCUUCUAGUUUGUCUUGUAUUUCUUGUGUUGACAAGGGUUUGUUAUUUUUAUAAAAGUCUAUUAGGCGAUAUAAGCCUUUGGUUCGCCAGGUUUUUAUCUUGAGGUUUUGUGCUGCAUGGUGGAAUAAUGGGUGGUACGCCAGGGGGAUUAGUGGGGAUGGGGUUGGGGAUAGUUUGCCUAUUUGUGUUUUCCAUGCUUUGAGCAUGGUCUGUGUGUACCUGUUAAGUGUUGUGGGAAUUUUCUUUAGUUUGUUUGGGAGGAGUGGGUAUGUUGUGGUGCAGGUGUUUUCAAUUGUGUCCCUCUCUAGGUGUACCCAUUGUUUUGUCUCAUCUUCUAGUAUAUAUGGGAUUAUGUGGCGUAUUUGGUUGGCAUUGUAAUAUGCUUCUAUGUUGGGGAUUCCCCAUCCUCCUUCUGAGGUGGGGAGGUGCAGGUAUUUGGGGCUUAUUCUUGGUUUUUUGUGUGAGAAGAUGAAAGAGUGUAGUUUUCUCUGCCAACUGCAAAGUUGGGUUGAGGGGAUCCAGAUUGGGAGGAUUUGGAAUAGGUAGGUUAGUUUUGGGAGUGUGAUCGUUUUGAUCAUGGCUAUUUUGUCUGAGAGAGUGAAGUUCAUGUUAUUCCAUCUCUUUAGGUCUUUGUUAAUUUGUCGCCACAGGGGCUUGUAGUUGUGGAGGUACAAUUUAUUGAGGUUUCUGGUUAUUUGUACCCCUAGGUAUCUGAACUUGGUGUGGCAAAGUUUUAUUUUGGUGACCUUCGUGAGUUCUUUUUGGGUGUGAGGAGGGGUGUUGAAGCACAUAGCUUCUGACUUUGUAAAAUUUACCUGUAGGCCCGACACCAUUGCAAAUGUGUUGAGUUCUCUGAUUAGGGAGGUAGCUGUGCUUAUGGGGUCUGGUGUUGUGACCAUUAGGUCAUCUGCAAAGAGCCCUAAUUUAUAGGUUCUGCCUUUUAUUUCCACUCCCUUGAUGUCUGUGGCUGCUCGGAUGCGGAUUGCUAGGGGUUCCAGAGCCAGGAUAAAUAAGAAGGGAGACAGUGGGCAUCCUUGUUUCGUGCCUCUUUGGAUAGCUAUAGUGUUAGAAUCCAUAUUGUUAGUUCUGCAUUUUGCUGAGGCUUGGGAGUAUAUUUGUUUGAGGAUUUGUAGGAAGUUGGGGCCAAAUUUCAUGUUAGUUAGUACUGCUAAUAUGUAUUUCCACUCCAAGCAAUCAAAGGCUUUGAGGAUGUCUAGGGACAUAAUUGUCAAUGGGAGUUUGGUUGCCUUGCUGUGUUCGAUCAGGUUCAGUAGUUUCCUGAUGGGGUCUGUUAUAUUGCGGCCAGGGACAAAGCCAGUCUGGUCUGGGGCUAUUAACUUGUGUAGGAAGAUUUUUAGGCGGUUGGCCAAGAUUGAUGUGAAUAUCUUGUAGUCUUGGUUUAUUAAUGAGAUUGGGCGGUAUGAUUCUACUUUGAGGCUGUCUUUUAGUGGUUUUGGGAUGGAGACUAUUUUGGAGUGGGUCCAGGUUUGGGGGAUGGGGCCCCCUUUUAUGAUGUCGUUGAAUAGGCGGGUCAUGUAGGGCAUCAAGGGUUCUUUGAAUUUCUUAUAGAAUUCUGCUGUGAAGCCGUCUGGGCCUGGGGCUUUGUGUGGUUUCAGGUUUUUGAGGACCGCAUCUAUUUCCUCUGGGGUGAUAGGGCUGUCCAUGAAUUCCUGUUCCUCAUUAGUUAGGGUAGGCAUGGUCAGUCCUGCUAGAAAUGUUCUGAUUUCCUUCUCUGGUGGGUUAUGGGAGGUGUAUAGGUUGGAGUAGAAUUCUGCAAAUUCUGAGGUUAUUUCUUCGGGGAGAAUGUUAUGUUGCCGUCUUUUUGGUGAUGCAGUGUAUUCUUGUUUUGAGUGCUUUUUUCCUACAUCUAUUUGCUAGUAAUCUGGAGUUUUUCCCUCCAUAUUCGUAGAAACGUUGUUUAGAGUAUAGAAUGUUGAUCAUUGUUUUGUUAAUUUCUAGGGAGUCUAGUUCUCUCCUUUUUUGUUCUAUAAGUUUGAGGAGUUUUUAGAUCCUGUUUGUUUGUAGCGUGAUGAGAGGGCUGUGAUGUCUUGUUCUAUUUUGCUAAUUUUUGAGGAGGUUUGUUUUUAAGGAAUGUUUUCUCUUUUAUGCAAGCUCCUCUGGUGACCGCUUUCAUUGCGUCCCAUAGGAGGGGGGUUGUUAUAUUCUUUACAUCGUUUUCUUUGAAGUAGUUUUGGAGGGUUUUUGUGAGACUCUCUCUAAUUUGUUUGUUUGUAGUUAGGAUGGGACUGAAGGACCAUGAUGGGGUGGUUUGUGUUCCUUCUCCUAUUUUAACAAUGACUUCUACUGGAGCGUGGUCUGUGAUUUUAAUGUUACCUAUGUUUGUUGAUUCUACUGAGGGGAUCAGACCCUGUGUGAGUAGAAUGAUGUCCAGUCUGGACACUGUAUCAUGGCGUCCCGAUUGGAAUGUAUGGCUGAUGUCUCCCGGGUUUUGCUCACCCCAAAUGUCGUAGAGACCCCUGUUUUUUAGCAUUUUUAGUAACUUGUAAGAGUUCCUGGUUGUUGGGGGUUUCCUUCGGAGGAAGGUUGCCCAUGGGGUUGUGGGGUGGAUAUCUUUCAGGGAUAUACCUUUCAUAUUUAGAUUGAGGUCCCCUCCUAGGAUUGCUUCCCCUUCAGAGAAGGAGAGGAAUUUGUUUAGUGUCUUCUGGAAGAAUUCUAAUUGUUUCGUGUUUGGGGCAUAUAUGGAGCCGAUUGUCAGUUUGAUUUUGCCAUCUAGUGUCCCUUUAGCGAAAAUGAAUCUGCUUUUUUGUCCUUGAGGACUGUUGUGGCAGUGAAGUUCAGGUCUCUACUGAGUAUUAUGGCUACACCACGAGCUUUCCCUGAGCCUUGUGCGACCCACUGUUGACUGAAGCGGGGGUUGCUCAGGAGUUUGCUGCCUUUGGGUGGGUUGUGUAUUUCUUGUAGGAAGGUGAUGUGUGGUUUCAUGGUGUUUAUGUAUGAGGUGAUGCGUUUUCUUUUGAUGGGGUUUCCCAGCCCCCUCACGUUUAAUGUAAUUGCUUUUAGGUUAGCCAUCUUGCUUAUCUAUUAUGUGGGGCGAUUCCCUGCCAACCCGUUCGGGUUGUCUUGUGUCUCUCUCUCUGUGUUGUUUAAAGAACCAGUGGGGUUGCGCUGACCUAGGAUGUGGUGGGUGGGGGGCUAAUGGGAUUAGAGUAAGAUUUGGGUUAAAGAGUAGGGGGUAAGUUGUAGAGAGUUUCCUAUAUGUAGUCAUAUAGGUGUUUGUUUGGAGUAUUUUAGGCCAUCUGGCAUUUAGCCAGUUGGUCCUAGGUCUCAGCUGGUGUGGAAGGCCGUGUUCAAGGACAGGCCAUCCCCCCUGUUGUUUGUGAUAGGGGGUGAUCAGUGAGACAGUGUGAAGUGACUUUGUAACGUCGCUGUCAGGUAUAAGGUUCAUAAGCAAUGUUGCCAAUGUUAUGAGCAACAUUGUUGGUGUGUUGGGGUGGGGAUGUGGGUGCUGGUACGCUCUGGUGCCACCAUAGUGCUGGUUGGGUAUCAGAUUUUAGCCUGAUUGUGGGUUGUGUUAUUAAGGUUGGAGGAGUUGUUUUUCCCUAGUAUGGAGUAUGGGGGUGUUGAAGGUGUGGGUGAUGGGGAAUGUGGUUGAGGUUGUCUGGACUGGUGUUGGGGUGGGGAUUCGUGUGGGGGUGCGGGGCUGGGGGGGAUGUUGAUGGUGUUAACUAAAUCUAUGUUUUGGGGGGGGGAGAGAGGGGAAGGGGGGGGGGAAUCACCAGUCCUUCAGUUUGUGGUUUUUCCUGGUUGCUUCAUUCAGCUGGGGUUGUUGUUGUUGUAGGGUUGUCCAUCUGCGAUGAAUUGGUUUGGUUAAUCUUGGUCUGGUUUCUUGUGUCGUAUGGCCAGCGGGACGGUUCUGAGCAUGAUGCUUGCCUGUAUUGGUUUGCGUUGUUGUGCCGCUUCUGUUGUUUCUUUUUCUUCUGUACCGUUGUCCAGUUGUUUGCUGUUGUUUCCUCGUGGUUGGGGCUGUCACUUGGUGGGUUUGUCGGUUGCCAUUCCGGUGGAAGGUCGAGUUCAAGGUUCUUUAGUAUUUGCAGGGCCUCAGGUAUGUUGGUAGCCAUGUGUUGUGUUGUAUUGGUUGUUACAAUGAGGCGGAAGGGGAAGCCCCAUCGGUAUUUGAUCCCUGCUUGUUGGAGACGCUGGGUGCAUGGGCGCAGACUUUUCCUCCGGUUUAUGGUAUCCCGAGAUAGGUCCUGUAAGGCCAGAAUGGGGGUUUCUCCAUAUCGAAGGUUGGUUGAGUUUUUGAGCUGGUUCCAUACCUCUUCCUUCUUUUUGUAGUGUGUGAAGCAUACAAUGAUGUCUCUUGGGGGGGCGCUGGGUUUUGGCAUAGGUUUUAGGGCUCUGUGAGCCCUCUCCAAGUCAUCUGCCUCAAGUUUCAGGCUUGGGAUUGUGUUUUUCAGCCAGCGUAUAAUUAGGUCUGCUGGGCUUUUCUCCUCUGUUUUUUCAGGAAAGUUGCGGAAGCGGAUGUUACAACGUCUAUUGCGGUCUUCAAGGUCGGCUUGCUUAAUUUUCAUCUCUCUGUGUUCUGCUUCCAUUUGGUUUACCAGUUCAUCCAGUUUCUUGUUCACACGUGCGUUCUCCUCCCAGUGUUGCUCUAUUAUUCUUUCUUGCAUUUGGUUCUUGUUCUCUAGAGCUUCCACUUUGGAGGUUAGAUUGUUGAUUAGUACCUGCAUGGGAGCCAUUGUGGCCUUCAGUGUUUCUUCUAAUCGUGCUUCUAAUCUUGCUUCCAUUUCCCUCAGAUCUCGUUUCGUUAUUGGGUGGUCAUCAUCUUGAGGGGAGUUACCAUCUUAGCAUUGUUUGCCAUCUCCCUGGUUGGUGUCAUCUCGGUCUCCCUGAUGGUUUUGGUUUGAGGUUGGCUUGGCGUCCUCUUGGGGUAGGGCGUGUAGUGGUUAGGAGUUGUGGCAGUGGUGAUUCCUGGGUAUUGUUGGGUUGCUGAGCUGAUCAGGCUUUGUUGGCUGGUGGCUUUUACAGAGCGUUUGGAUUAGGUGGUCAUUUGUGUCACUUCUAGCCUGUGUUUUAAGAACUUCUCUAGGGCUUUUGUAGAUGCCUCAGCGGUGCCGCCGAGGCGGGGGGGGGCAGGUAAGCAGAGAUGGGUAGACUAACGGACAGACAGUUCAUAUAAAGGGAGGGGGGUUAGCAGGUAGAGAUGCAAGAGAUUAGAGGGGUGGGGCCAGGGGAAAUAUGUGUUUAGGAGGGGGGUUGUAUAUGCCCAGAAGGGGUAUUGGGGUCCAGUUAAGGUGGAAGUUGGGGUUGGGAGUGCGCUCAGAAACAGAGACAGACAAAUAGGCUAUAUGUAAAGGGUGGAGGGAGAAAAAAGGGAGAAGAAGAAGAAAGAAAGAAGAAGGGGGAGGCGGGGGAGAGGGGAGAUUGGAGUAAAAGAGAGAGAGAGAGGGGGACUAACAGAGAGUUGAAAGAGAGAGGAGAGAUAGUACAGUAAUCUCAGCGGUAUUAGAAUGCAGCAGUAGUUUUAGCUAUAGUCUUAGGGGGUCCAAUUAUGAUAGGGUGAUAUGAAUGUGUGUAUGUGUUUCCUGUAGGGGAAGGGGGGGAGGGAGAGAGGGAGGAGGGAGAGAAAAGGAGAGGAGGAGGGGGAAGGGUGGGAAAAGGAAGGAGAAGAAAAGAGAGGGGGAGAGGGGAGGGAGGGAGGGUGAGCUGCUGCAAUGGUAUGGUGGGUAAGUCUUAUUGUAAAAGAGGGGUGGGGGAAAGGGCUCCCUCUCAAAAACAAACUGACGAACAGGCUAAAAAGGGGGGGUUGAUUUAAAAAAUAAAAGGGAUAGAAAACAAAAUUGGGGAUGGAAAAUGAAAGGUGGGAUAAAAGGAAAAAAUGAGGAGGGGUGAAGAGAGAGAGGAGAGCAAAAGGAGAGAAAAAUAAAAAAGGGGGGAAGUUGAGGGAGAGAGUAUCAAUAGCAAUAGCAGUGAUAUGGAGGAAAUUUUUGUUUUAAAAGAGAGUGGUGGUCGUAGCUGGGGGCGAAAGAUUCCCCCCUCAAGAACAAGCCAACAAAUAGAAAAGAAAGGGCUUUAAAAAGAGAAAGAGGGGGAAAAAAAUAAUUGUAUGGUGUUUUUUUAAAAAAAAUAAUAAUAAUAUUUCCCCCUAAUUAUUGUUAUUAUUUUUUGUUUGUAAAAAAGUAAUUAAAAAUGUACGUGUAAAAUAUAAAAAUGAGAAUUAAAGUUUUAAAAAAAGGGGGGGUUGUCUUUAGAUAGAUAGAUAGAGCUUUUUAUUUUAUUUUUUUAAAAAAUGAGUAAAGUAUAGGUAAAAGAGGAUAGGUAAAAGAGAGUGGAAAGUCUGGGGCGAAGUGGCAGUCCCAGGAAAUGGCCUGUGAUGGUUCAGGGCUGUUUUCUGGGUACUGCCAUUUUAAUUCUUAAGAGGGGAGUUUGAGGUGGAAAUAAAAUGAGGUUUAAAUUGAGGGUGUGUGUGUGGAAAAGUGUGUCUUUAAAUAGUGUGUAGAAAAGAUAGAAAUAAAAAUAAAGAUUCAAAUAAAGGGUGGCUGCAGCAGCAGUGGCCCCUCUUUUAAAAAGAAAAGUGAUAAAAGUAGGUAUAUGGGGGGAGGGAUAAAAAAGAUAUAUAUAUAUAUUUUUAAAGGGGGGAGGGAGGGGGAGGAAGGGGUUAAAAAAAGGGGUUAAAAAAAAAAAGAAAGGGGGAAAAAAUCCCCUUUGUUAUGCGGCUUCUCUGUGUUUUCCUUGCCGCUGGAGGCUGGAGCUCCCGGUCGGGUUCAGCCACGUGUUUUUUCCGGAGCCUCUUUUGCCUUCCCGUGCUUACCUACCUCUCCUCUGCUUUCCCGUCAGCAGAGAUGGGGGCAGCAGCGGUAAAUUUGGGGCUCCUUUUUUUUCCCUUUCUUUUUCUUCCUCUCUCCCCCUUUCUUUCUCCCUCUUUGCGUUAGCUCCACUGUCCUCCUGGUUUUGGAGCUCCUCUCGGCUGUUGGGGGUGGUCGGGUGCCUUUCCGGCUCAAUCUCAGUCGUGGGGGGGGGGGUGUUUUUGGCUCCUUUGAUAGAUGCCCAGGCACCCCCGAUUCCUCUCCGCUGGCGGUGCUGGCGGCAGCAGUCCUGGGAGCCCGGUUUAACCCACAGCGCCACCUGCGUCCCAAAUGUGUAGUAAAUGUGUCUUAAUAUAUAUAUGGUGCAGAUAUUAACUGAAUGCCAAUUUCCAAAAAAAUAGGAGAGUUGCUGUUUUACUCAACACCCUGCUUUAGGCUUCACAUUUGGGGCAUUUGACCGGCCAUUGAGAAAACAGGAGACUGGACUGGAUGGGGGCCCAUUUGGCCUGAUCCAGUGGCAGGGCUCUCUUUAAGUCCUUGCAUUUAUUUCCCAGUUGAAUGGAUCCUUGUUGCUUUCAGAUUUGGGGUAGUUUUACUAUAUUCUGUUUUGGAGCUGGCUGGGUUCUGUGCUGGCUGACAUGUUGUGUGGGUGCCUGGUGAUCGUCUUCCAAAGCAGCUACUCUAUUCCGAACUUAAAAAGGGGACGCGUAAUGCUGGUGGUCAACAAAAGAGGUUUAAAGACUGUCUCAAGGCAGAUGUAAAAAAAAUGUAGUAUAAACACCGACAACUGGGAAACACUGGCCUGCGAGCGCUCCAGUUGGAGAACAGCCUUUAGCAAAGGUGUCAUGGGCUUUGAAGACACUCAGGACGCAAGGGAGAAACGUGCUAAAAAGAAGGCACGCUUGGCAAAUCCACACCAUGAUCAACUCCCGCCCGGUAACCAAUGUCCCCACUGUGGAAGGACGUGUGGAUCCAGAAUUGGCCUCCACAGUCACUUACGGACUCAUUGUUAAAACCGUGUUUAUGGAAGACAAUCUUACUCGGCUACGAGGGAUCGCCAAAGAAGAAGAAGAUGAUUAAGGCGAUGAGCUGACUCAGGAUGCCUGUGAAACUGCUCUCUGGGCAGAAUGAAGAAGAAGCAUCAGGUCAAACUGACUUCGUAAAUGAGCAGAAGAUCCCCAAUGAAGAGGAACUUGCCUUUCAUGGCUCUGCAUUUAAUUUAAUCCCAAAUGAGCAUGUGCAAAUGCUAAGCCUGCCCCUCUUUGAAACAAACCAGACGAAUUCUAAGGUGUAUCAAGGGGGAGAGAGUUCAGAAGAUGCACCCACACUUUGGAACUCCCUGCCUAUUGACAUAGAAUCAUAGAACUGUAGAGUUGGAAAGGGACCACGGGGUCAUCUAGUCUAACCCCCUGCAACACAGGAAUCUUUUGCGCAGUGUGGUGCUUGAACCCAGGACCGUGAGAUUCAGAAUCUCACGCUCUACCAACUGAGCCAUAAAGCUGUGUACCUUGUUCAGCACCUGCUUAAGAACUAUUUUUGUUUGGGCAUUCCUAUCCAGAUAUGUAGGGACGCGGGUGGCGCUGUGGGUAAAACCUCAGCGCCUAGGACUUGCAGAUCACAUGGUCGGCGGUUCGAAUCCCCGCGGCGGGGUGCGUUCCCGUCGUUCGGUCCCAGCGCCUGCCAACCUAGCAGUUCGAAAGCACCUCCGGGUGCAAGUAGAUAAAUAGGGACCGCUUACCAGCGAGAAGGUAAACGGCGUUUCCGCGUGCUGCGCUGGCUCGCCAGAUGCAGCUUGUCACGCUGGCCACGUGACCCGGAAGUGUCUGCGGACAGCACUGGCUCCCGGCCUAUAGAGUGAGAUGAGCGCACAACCCUAGAGUCUGGCAAGACUGGCCCGUACGGGCAGGGGUACCUUUACCUUUACCUUUAUCCAGAUAUGUAGAUUAUUGACAGCAUUUUAAUUUGGUUUUUAGCUUACCACUGAUUUUUUUACUUUUUUAAAAUGUUGAAAAACUGUCGUUUUGCUGAUAAUGGCACUGUUUUGUUUUCUCCCUCUCUUUUUUGGGGGGUAAGUCACUUUGAGAUUUGUUUUAACAAUCAAGAUGAAUAUGAGAUCUUAUGCAAUAAAUAAGAAGUUGACGGUUGGGCUCCCAACCAAGGGCUGAGUGUCAGAGGUAAAGAAUGAGGGAAAUUCCUUAAGACGAAGAAGGGAAACAACUUUCACAGCAAGUGGUGAGGAAGGAAAACCUCGGACAUCACAAGUCACCCGACCCUGAAAAACAGAUGACUAGAAAGGGAAGGAAGUUCAGGGAGGAGUCAGUAUGCGGGUGAUACCCAGCUCUACCUCUCUUUCAAAGCGGAACCAGUGAAGGCGGUGAAGGUCCUGUGUGAGUGUCUGGAGGCGGUUGGAGGAUGGAUGGCGGCUAACCGAUUGAGAUUGAAUCCUGACAAGACAGAAGUACUGUUUUGUGGGGACAGGAGGCGGGCAGGUGUGGAAGACUCCCUGGUCCUGAAUGGGGUAAGUAUGCCCCUGAAGGACCAGGUGCGCAGCCUGGGAGUCAUUGUGGACUCACAGCUGUCCAUGGAGGCGCAGGUCAAUUCUGUGUCCAGGGCAGCUGUCUACCAGCUCCAUCUGGUACGCAGGAUGAGACCGUCCCUGCCUGCAGACUGUCUCGCCAGAGUGGGGCAUGCUCUGGUUAUCUCUCGCUUGGACUACUGCAAUGCGCUCUAUGUGGGGCUAUCUAUGAAGGUGACCCGGAAACUACAAUUAAUCCAGAAUGCAGCAGCCAGACUGGUGACUGGGAGCGGCCGCCGAGACCAUAUAACACCGGUCUUGAAAGACCUACACUGGCUCCCAGUACGUUUCCGAGCACAAUUCAAAGUGUUGGUGCUGACCUUGAAAGCUCUAAACGGCCUCGGUCCAGUAUACCUGAAGGAGCGUCUCCACCUCCAUCGUUCUGCCCGGACACUGAGGUCCAGCACCGAGGGCCUUCUGGCAGUUCCCUCCCUGCGAGAAGCCAAGUUACAGGGAACCAGACAGAGGGCCUUCUUGGUGGUGGCACCCGCCCUGUGGAACGCCCUCCCACCUGAUGUCAAAGAGAAAAAUAACUACCAAACUUUUAGAUGCCAUCUAAAGGCAGCCCUGUUUAGGGAAGCUUUUAAUGUUUAAUAGGUUAUUGUAUUUUAGUGUUUUGUUGGAAGCCGUCCAGAGUGGCUGGGGGGAGCCAGCCAGAUGGGCGGGGUAUAAAUAAUAAAUUAUUAUUAUUAUUAUUAUUAUUAUUAUUAUUAUUAUUAUUAUUUUAUUAUUAUUACUGUCUAUGGAGCUAGAACCUGGAGACUACGGUAGCCAAAAAGUGGACUGGCCCUCCUGAUAACUUCAUAGUUAAUCUAUGAAACUCCCUGCCACAGGAGGCAAUGAUGGCCACGGACCUAGAUGGCUUUAAAAGAGGACUGGCCAAAUUCAAGGAAGAGAAGGACUAUCAAUGUCAACUGUUGUUGUUGUUUAGUCGUUUAGUCGUGUCCGCCUCUUCGUGACCCCCUGGACCAGAGCACGCCAGGCACUCCUGUCUUCCACUGCCUCCCGCAGUUUGGUCAGACUCAUGCUGGUCCAGGGGGGUUAUUUUUACGCAUAAUUAUAAGUAAAUGUUAUAGAAUGACAGCCUGAGGAUUUUAUAGGAAAUGAAUUUAUAAAUAAAUGGUCCAGAUCCACAUGCAGACAUGAUGGCUUGAGGAAGAGGGAGGGGUCAGUUGUCCCAGGGUACCAGGCAGACAGGAAGGUGAGGCAAGGCAAGAUCAGCACCUUGGAGAGGGACCAAAGUGUGGGUAUCAGGACCACGGUUUGCCUCAGCAGUGUCCUGAAGCCAUUCGUAGGGGCAUCUUAUUCAUGAUAAAUUAACGUUUCAUUAAGGUAAGACGGGGAAUAGGCAGGAGAAAUGAUUUUGAGGAGUUAUGGAGGGUGUUAGUAGAAUUUGUAUUGAUAAAACGGAAAGGGGUCAAACCAUCACAAGAGGUGCUGAAAUUUUGGGAGGCUGGAUAGCUACAAUGGAAUGCUCUCAGUGGUGGGGUGCACAUUUUUAUUCUUAUUUAUUUAUGAUUAUUGCUGUUGUUUAGUCGUUUAGUCGUGUCCGACUCUUCGUGACCCCCUGGACCAGAGCACACCAGGCACUCCUGUCUUCCACUGCCUCCCGCAGUUGGGUCAAACUCAUGCUGGUAGCUUCGAGAACACCGCCCAACCAUCUCGUCCUCUGUCGUCCCCUUCUCCUUGCGCCCUCCAUCUUUCCCAACAUCAGGGUCUUUUCCAGGGAGUCUUCUCUUCUCAUGAGGUGGCCAGAGUCUUGGAGUCUCAGCUUCAGGAUCUGUCCUUCCAGUGACCACUCAGGGCUGAUUUCCUUCAGAAUGGAGAGGUUUGAUCUUCUUGCAGUCCAUGGGACUCUCAAGAGUCUCCUCCAGCACCAUAAUUCAAAAGCACCAAUUCUUCGGCGAUCAGCCUUCUUUAUGAUCCAGCUCUCACUUCCACACAUCACUACUGGGAAAACCAUAGCUUAUGAUUAUUACUUUAUCAAAAUUAUUAUCAAAAAAUAAAAUAAAAAGAAGGGGCAUCUAGCCCAACUCCUGCAAAUAGUUAUAGCCUUGUCUAUGUAUUCAUUGACUAGAGAUCACUGACCAGAUCCUGCAUCUGCACAUUUAAAGGCCUGAUAGUUUCCUCUGUAGCCAUUGCCUUAUUCUGAGGACUGGGGGUUCAAGCUGCGGAGCUGUGCUCUUGACAGGAGAUCCCUGAGGAGAUAAGAAAAGCCUACUGGAUUGGGCCCUUCCAGUCCAGAAUCCUGUUCUCACAGUGGCCAACCAAAUGCCCAUUAUGGAAAGCCUGCAAACAGGACCCCAGAACAGGAGCCCUCUCUCAUCUUGCUGUUUCCAACACCUAGUAUUCAGAAGCAUUGCUUCCUCCAGCCACAGAAGCAGAGGACUGCCAUUGUGGUUAAUAGGCCUUGGUAGCUUUCUCCUCUGUUAAUUUGUCCAGUCCUCCUUGGAAGUCCUCCAACCUGCUGGCCAUCACUGUGUAAUGUUGAAGCAAGUUCUUUUUUUUCUUUUUCCAAAUGAGUUUUUAUUGGUCUAUCAUUAUAUAUACAUAUAAACAAAUACAAAGUAUAAUACAUAAAUUACAUGUGUCAUAUCCAGUCCAUGAAUCAUACAUAUAUUACAUAGUUCUUUUAAGCUCCACCGAGCCUUAGACUUCCCUCCACUGGUAAGUAUCAGAUAAAUUCUGGAAUCACGUAUUUUAUCUCCUUUACUUAUUAGUCGUGUAAUGUUGAAGCAAGUUCUUCUGUGGAAUUACAGUGGUGCCUCAGGUUACAUACGCUUCAGGUUACAGACCCCGCUAACCCAGAAAUAGUGCUUCAGGUUAAGAACUUUGCUUCAGGAUGAGAACAGAAAUCGUAUGGCGGCGGUGGGUGGCCCCAUUAGCUAAAGUGGUAUCUCAGGUUAAGAACAGUUUCAGGUUAAGAACAGACCUCCAGAACGAAUUAAGUACUUAACCAGAGGUACCACUGUAUGUGCUGUGAUAUCUCCUCAAGAAUCUCCUGACUUGCUAAGGCCUAGGACCCUUGUACUUACGGGACCGCCUCUCCUGGUAUGUCCCGCAGAGGACCCUAAGGUCCACGAAUAAUAAUUGUUUAAAGGUCCCAGGCCCUAAGGAAGCCAGACUAUCCUCCACCAGGGCCAGGGCUUUUUCAGUGAUGGCUCCGACCUGGUGGAAUGCUCUGUCCCACGAGACUAGGGCCCUGCAGGACUUGAUCUCCUCCCGCAGGGCCUGUAAGACAGAGCUAUUCCACCUGGCCUUCAGUUUGAAUUAACCUGAUCCUCUAUUCCCUUUUUCUUUUCCUCUUCUAUGAAGAAACCCUUUCUGGGAGCCACAUUUAAAUUCCUUUUCACACACUUCCUUGCUGGCCCUAGUAGGACCAACUUGGCCAGUUAGCCCUGGAUAUCAUUCAGUGUCUACUGACUGGGUUUUUGUUUUUGUUUUUCAAAAAUGACCCCUGAAUUUUUGAAUAUUAUUGAUAUUGAUGCUGCAUUUUAUGUUGUAUACUAUGCUGUUUUAUGCUGUUUUUAAGCCGCAUUUUAAUCAAUGUUUUAUAUUUGCUGUUAGCCACACUGAGCCCGGUUUUGAAACUGGGAAGGGUGGGGAAUAAAUAAAUAAAUAUUAAUAUUAUUAUUAUUACCAUUAAGGAAGUAUUUUUCGCUCUAUAAGACGCACCGUAUUUUUCUCUCUAUAAGAUGCACCAGACCACAAGAUGCACCUAGUUUUUGGAGGAGGAAAACAAGAAAAAAAAUAUUCUGAAUCUCAGAAGCCAGAACAGCAAGAGGGAUCUCUGCACAGUGAAAGCAGCAAUCCCUCUUGCUGUUCUGGCUUCUGGGAUAGCUGCGCAGCCUGCAUUCGCUCCAUAAGACGCACACACAUUUCCCCUUACUUUUUAGGAGGGAAAAAGUGAGUCUUAUAGAGCAAAAAAUACGGUAUUUGAUCAGCAUAGGUCUGGGAGCAGAGGUAUUUACCUUGGGAAAGAGAUGCGGGUACCAGGGACCAUGGAACAGCAUGGGGCAGACCAAGGAUUUGACCCAUCAUCAAGGAUGCCUUCAUCCUCUUAAGGAUUCUGUAUCUGGGCCACGACCCCAAUGGCUUAUGUGUAGAAGAGGCAUUUGUCAAUAUCCGGAACAAAUCUCUUGUGUCGUGCUCACAGGCUUGAAAUUUUGCUUUCUUAGAAAGGAGCACCGCUGGCGUGACAAUACAUUUUAAGGAAGUCGGCCAGAAUUACUCCUUUUAUAUCAACGGUAAGAAAAUCCAUCAGACUUUGGCAAUUUUAAGGGGAGUAUUAACAACUGCACAGAGAGCUAUCUGUUAAUCACCACCAACCAUUAUAUUUGCAUGCUGGUUUUCCCAAAUUGUGCUUUGGAGGGAGUCACAGGAACGGUAGGACGAACCAGUGUUUUGGCAGGUGCGUUGGAAAACAAAUUGGAAGUCUUACCAAAUACAUCCCACAUUGUAACAUUCAGACCAGUGGUUCCCAAAUUGUGAGGUACCACUCCUUGGGGGUCGAUGGGAUUACCUAGGGGGUUGCUAAGAGGCAAGGGGCUCUGGAGGUGUCAUUGACUUUGAAAAGCUGGUCUCACUGGAUUAAAUAUGUCAGUUUCAUUUGAAUUCAUUAAACUAAACUGGUUUCAUUGGGUUUUGAAUAAUUUUGACUGUUUAGAACUGUAUCAUACUAUAUUAUCUUCCUUAGUGGGUCCUGCAAAGUGUUAUUCUGAACAAUGCUUUUUCUACGGUAGGGGGCACUGGAGGGUGAUUUAUGGAACAAAGGGGGGCGGCCCCCAAAAGUUUGGAAACCAGGGGGAGAGGGCCAUCUCUGUGGUGGCCCCCAAGUUGUGGGACCUCUGUCCCACAAAGGUGCCCUGGCACCUGCAUUGUAUACUGUAGCUUCCAGUGAACACCUUUGAUCCAUGAGGUAGAUAUUUUUAGGAUGCAUUUAUUUUUGUGAUUUUAAGUCGUUUUAAACCGUGUUUUAUGGUUGCAACCUAGGGUGAAGGGAGGGUAAGGUAAUAAUAAUAGUAACGAUAAUAAUAAUAAUAAUGGGGUUCCUUAUUUUAUUUCAAUAUUUUCCAUUAAAAAGAAAAUAAUAAUAAUAUACUUGGCACCUGCCUGUUCCAUUAAUGGAACUGGAAGUCUCUAAUGACUGCAAUUGUACAUUGCAGUUUUUAUUUCAGUGUGGUGUAAUGGUUAGAGUGUUGGACUAGGACCUGGGUUCAAAUCCUCCCACUUGGCCAUGAAUCUCUCACUGGGUGUGGCCUUGGGGGCCAGUCACUGCCUCUCAGCCUAACCUACCUCACAGGGGGGUUGUGGGGAUUAAACGAGAAGCAGGGAGAACCAUGUAGUACACCUUCUUGGGUGGAAAGCUGGGAUAUAAACGCAAUGAAUUAAUAAACACGAUUAAAUUAAUUGUUCUGACCUGACCUCAGAGUUAACGGUGCCAGAGGGGGAUUCACAUUAUGACUAUUCUUUGCACAAGUGGGAAAGGAAUAUUUGUCAGUAUUCAGAAUUAGUACCCUGGUCUUCAAUGAUUUCUGUUACUCACUUCAGUAUUCUUACAACUUUUUCCUCACAGAUACCUUUGAGUACUUUUACACGAACGACAGCGACUAUUAUGGUAUGAUGAUCUGGAAGGAUCUACUGUAACAGCGUGGAGAGUGUCAUUUGGUCCACUUGGGGCCUAUGGACUGGCCAAAUUUGACUGGAUCACCCCAACCGAUCAGAAGGUUUGGGGUCAGACCCUCGGGUUUGGGGGCCUCAAUGAAGCAGGGCCAGUUUAAAGCCACGGUUUUUGAACUUUCAGCUGCAAGGGAACCUUUUCUUCAUUAACUGAAUGUUGGAAAUUGGGAAAUAUCAGGAGAGAUAAACGGCCUUUUUUGACACAGUGCAUACAGUCAUACCUUGGAAGUCAAAUGGAAUCCGUUCCGGAAGUCCGUUCGACUUUUAAACGUUCAAAAACCAAAGCGUGGCUUCAGAUUGGCUGCAGGAAGCUCCUGCAGCCAAUCGGACGCAGCGUCGGACGUUCGGGUUCCAAAGAACGUUCCCAAACCGGAACACUCACUUGCAGGUUUCAAUCACUUGGGAGCCAGUUUGUUUGGGAGCCAAGGCGUUUGAGAUCCAAGGUACAACUGUAUUUAACUUUUGGAACCCCCUCCCACAGGAGGCAGUGAUAACUACCAACUUGGAAUGCUUACAAGAGGAUGGUGAAUUUUGAGCAUCUAAGCCCAAAGCAUAGGAAAUAAAAUCCCACCAGACCAGAUGACCUAUAAGGGUCCCUCUGGUUCUAGUCCAAGUCUAGUCUAGUCUAGUCAGAGACAUGCGGUUUAUGUGUAUUUUUUCCCACAAUAGCUGAAGUUCUCCCCCCCCCCGCGCAGUGGUUAAAGUGCAUACUUUAAAAAAAUAAUAUUUUAUUUGUUGAAUAUAAGAACAACAUAUAAUCAAAUACAAGCAAUCAAAUAUAGUUUUUCCCUACCCCCCCCAAAAAAAAACCCAGCCCCAACUACGUCCAGGUAAUUACAUUAGUAAUAUAAUAAUAAUAAAAACUGUACAAUUGCUGGUUUAAAAAUAUCAUCCCACUUGCUCCCAUGUAUCUUAGGUGGUUUAAAUCUGAAGUUCUUAUACAGUGGUACCUCUACUUACGAGUGCGAUCUGUUUCGGGGUGCCGUUCGCACCCUGAAAAGUCCGUAAGGAGAGUGCUGGAGCUGUGCAUGCGCGAAGUGCGAUAGAGCAUUUCUGUGCAUGUGCGAAGCAUGCAGAUCGCUUCUGCGUCCGCGGUGAACCUGGAAGUAAACACUACCAGGUUUGCCACGUUCGUAACCUGAAAAGCGGCAACGCGAAGCAAACGUAACACGAGGUAUGACUGUAUACCACAAAAAUCAACUGUAGAUCCCCUACUCAGUUGGUUAGAGCGUGGUGCUGAUAAUGGCAAGGUUGCAGGUUUGAUCCUUGUAUGGGACAGCUGUAUAUUCCUGCAUUCCAGGAGGUUGGACUAGAUGAUCCUCAGGGUCCCUUCCAACUCUACAGUUCUAUGAUUUAUGACCUCCAAGGAUGUUCAUUGCUGGACUGUUGAAAUCCCGGCUGCAGCUGACAUCAGUGUCCAAAGCACUUUAGAGCAAAAAUCAUCCAUGUUGUCCAUCCACAUAUUCAGUAAAGGCAGUUUAAUAAAUACAUAAAUUAAUGAAUAAACAUAUAAAUUAAUAAAUGUAUAAAUUAAGUGUUUACUUCUUUUUUUUUACCUUUCCAGAUAAAUUCGAGUAUGAUGAGUACGAAGAAAUAGAAAAAUUACCGGUAAGUCGCUUUUUUGGGAAUCUACAGGUUAAAUCCCACCCACUUCUCAGUGGGGUGUUAAGUCUCUGUAGGAGCAAGUCGAGAGGCUAGGCACUGAGUGUUGCAGUACAGAAUGCUGCUAGCCAUCCUCCCUCCCCACGCCAUCGCUGAGUGUGCCCCUUCCUUCCUGGUUGGCCCAGUAGAUGCCUCCUCUGGGGCAAUGUGCAUAGAGGCUAACACCUUCUCUUCUUUAUUUAUUUAAUAAAAUGUAUACACUGCUUGGGGAUGCAGGUGGCGCUGCGGGUUAAACCACCGAGCCUAGGACUUGCCGAUCAGAAGGUUGGCGGUUCGAAUCCCCGCAACGGGGUGAGCUUCCAUUGCUCGGUCGCUGCUCCUGCCACCCUAGCUGUUCAAAAGCACGUCAAAGUGCAAGUAGAUAAAUAGGUACCGCUCCAGCGGGAAGGUAAACGGUGUUUCCGUGCGCUGCUCUGGUUCGCCAGAAGCGGUUUAGUCAUGCUGGCCACAUGACCCGGAAGCUGUACACCGGCUCCCUCGGCCAGUAAAGCGAGAUGAGCGCCGCAACCCCCGAGUUGGCCACGACUGGAUCUAAUGGUCAGGGGUCCCUUUACCUUUAUAUACUGCUUGGUUGUAAAAAAGAAAAAGAAAAAAACCUCAAAGCGGUUCCCAAAAAAAGUUUAAAGUAAAAAAUUACCAUUGAGGAAAAAAUUAAACUUUCGGAAAGUUAAAAUAAUAGAGUAAAAUUGCACCAGCUCUCUAAAACAUCUGGGUAGGCUUGCCCAAAUAAAAAUAUUUCUCUGCAAGCACCAAAUAGAGAACAGUUGAAGGCACCUGCCUGAAGUCAAUAGGCAGGGAUGUUCCAAAGAUUUUAGUUUCUGCCACACUGAAAGAUCGAUUUCUCGCUCCUUUCGCCAGUGGCUCGCUCAGAGAGGGCAGGUCAGCAAGCAAACAGGAGGCAGAGGAGCACCAGGGGCAGAAAGACACGAAAGAUUGGUGUGAGGGGUGUGCCUCAACUGGAGGGGGGCAGUGGCAGCUUCCGAGCAAUACAGACCCCUUCCCUGCCAGCCCUAGAACCAAAGAUCCAUGUUUGCGAAGUAACACACAGCCUUCUGUUUCCUUUUGCAGCGCCCUAAUGACUCCACCGGGCCUUUACACCCUUGCAGCUGUGCCCUGUUCUUCGUUAGUCUCCUCCACACUCUACCUGUCAUCCUGCGAGUCCUCGAUGCGCGACACUAGGAGGUACAGAAGUUCUCAUCGUAUUGAUCUGCUUUGACAAUGUGCCUGUGGAGUAGAUACGAUACAAUAAUCUUUAUUGUCAUUGUCCCAUACAGAACAACGAAAUUGGGGGAGAAAAAAAAUCUACAUAAGACAUUCAAAACCAACAAGCCUGCUAUCCCAGUUAUCCCAGCCUGGUUAGCCCCCUAAAAACUCUGAUACCCCAUAAUUAAAUACAAUAUACUCCCAUACAGACUACCUUACAUUGCGUUUAAAACCAAAGUCGCAUUUGGGUAGAAACUGUUUCUCAGGCGGCUAGUCCUAGUCUUUAUAACCCUGUACCUUCUUCCAGAAGGCAGAAGCUGAAAGAGAUCAUUUCCAGGGUGCGCACUAUCCUGCGCUAUCUCUGCAGCUUUCUUAUGGCACCUGGAAGCGUAGAUUUGAUCCAAAGUGGGAAGAGUGCACCCAAUUAUUCCCUCUGCAGUCUUUACAACCCUGGACAGCAUUGUUUUUCCCCUGACCGUGCAGCUCCCAAACCACACACACAGACCAUAAGUUAAUACACUGUGAAGAGAUGUAAAAAAAGUGUUGGAAUAUUCAGGACAGAGAAAAGAAAGUACUUCCUCUUGCAGCGCAUGGUUAAACCACAUGGAACUCGCUGCCACAGGAGGUAGAGAUGGCCACCGACUUGGAAGGCUUUAGAAGAGGAUUAGACAAAUUCAUGGGGAAGGCUGCACUGAGACAGCAAUGCUUCUGUAUCCCAGGUGCUGGAAACUUGCUCUUCUGCUUGGAAUCUGCUUGCGGGUUUCCCAAAAGAGGCAUCUGGGUGGCCACUGCGACAGCAGGAUUCUGAACUGGAGGAGUCAUUGGCCUAAACCAGCUGGCUUCUUAUGUUCUUGACUGUAAGAGAUAGCGUGAAAAGACAUUGGUGUAUAUAUAUAUAUAUAUAUAUAUAUAUAUAUAUAUAUAGACGUGGGAGGUGCUGUGGGUUAAACCACAGAGCCUAGGACUUGCCGAUCAGAAGGUCGGCGGUUCGAAUCCCCGCAAUGGGGUGAGCUCGCUUUGCUUGGUCCCUGCUCCUGCCAACCUAGCAGUUCAAAAGCGCGUCAAAGUACAAGUAGAUAAAUAGGUACCGCUCUGGCGGGAAGGUAAACGCCGUUUCCGUGCGCUGCUCUGGUUCGCCAGAAGCGGCUUAGUCAUGCUGGCCACAUGACCCGGAAGCUGUACACAUGACCCUCGGCCAAUAAAGCGAGAUGAGGGCCGCAACCCCAGAGUCGGCCACGACUGGACCUAAUGGUCAGGCGUCCCUUUACAUAUUUAUAUAUGUCCCUUUAUAUAUUUAUUAAUUUUUUAACAUAUAAAUUCCAACAAUCAUUUAACAUAACUUCUUAUCUUAUACAAUAUUUUAGACUUCCGUCAACAGCCUCUGAAGAUUUUCCGUUCUUUAUCACUUGCUCUGCAUUUCUUAAUUUCUCUAUUACUUUUAAUUGUCCUUAACUGAGAAUUCUUUUCAAAGCCUUCCUUGCAAUAUUUCACAUAAUCCUCCUUACAGAACUUUUUGCAGUCCUACUAGCGUAAUCUGUUUAUCACAAUUGCUUUUCAAAUAGCUCAGAUAUUUACUCCAGUCCUCUAAGAAUCUCUGAUACCGCAGGUUUCGAAUCCUUCCUGUUCAUUUAUCUAAUUCUGCAUAGUCCAUUAAUUUCAUUUGCCAUUCUUCUUUUGUUGGCAAUUCUUUGUGAAAAGACAUUGUUAGGAGAAUCUGCUUGCUCAGACUGUACGAAGGAUGCGUCGAGAGCUAAAUCAGGCAUCCAGCUCUGAUAAUGCAGGCAUGCUUUUUGUCUGAGUAGGUGAUUUAAUUUCUGCAGAUGUGCAAAGCUAAAGUGAGGGAAUGCCUCUAGAUAAGCCUGGGUAAUUCAUAGGUCCGUGGAUUCUACCUUUGUUGAAUUAUUUUUAAUGGAUUCUCUUUGCUCUCUCUCUCUCUGUUCCAGAUCUGAUGCAAUCUGCUUGCUUUGGUGACAGGAUUUGUUGUUUUAAUGUCUUCCUGAGUGCCAAAGAGGAACUUUCCUACACCUGUGAAUGAAAUGCCUUAUUUUCCUACAGUACUGCUAUGGUCAAAAGAACCACACAACUUCUUCCAUGGGCACAACAACUUUUGUACCUUCCCUUCCCGGAGCAAGGCACACAGGCUCUUCACGGGACAUUAUUUGUUAAAUUCUAGGAAGCAUCUAAAGCAUUUUGAUGUUUUGGGGUGGGAGGGAGCAAAGAAUCCUAGUGUGGUCCCUGCCUAUGUCUUUUUCGGCAAAGGAUAUUGGAAAAUUCAGAUGGAAUCUGCAAACAAUACAUAAUUGAUGAGUCUCCCCUGCCCAUUUGCAUUGAAAUUAAUGGUGGCAGAAUAACGUAACGCCAAUGUAAAUUAUGUAAUAAAUUAUGUAAGUCUGCCACAGCAAGCAGCAGAAUGAACAGUGUUGUUUUUGGCAGAAGGCGGCCUGCAGCAAAACAGAAGCAGUGCUGCAUACAACAGGAAACGAUUCCCUCGUACACCCCUACCUUCUGCUCAUCUAAAAAACGUUAUUUUUCGCUCCAUAAGACGCACCUGACCAUAAGACGCACCUAGUUUUUAGAGGAGAAAAGGGGGAAAGCCCUGGUUUUUUUGAGGAUCAGCUCAAAGUUUUGCAGCUUCUUUUGCAAAGGGGAAAAGCCUUGUUUUUUUGAGGAUCAGCUCAAAGUUGUUGAGCUUACUUCGCAAAGGGAAAAAAUCCUGUUUUUAUGGGGUUCAACUCACAGUUCUGCAGCUUCUUUAGGAAAGGAAAGGGAGCCAUUUCUACAAUUUCCAGACAGAUAAUCUAAUCAGCCAGUCACAUGUCGCUGGGGAAACAAACAGGCUCCAUCUGCAGAACAUUCAACAAUGGAAGCCUGGGCAAGGGGGCGGGGCCAGAAAGGGAGCCAGUGAUCAACCACACAUUCGCUCCAUAAGACGCACAGGCAUUUCCCCUAACUUUUUAGGUGGAAAAAGGUGUGUCUUAUGGAGCGGAAAAUACGGUAUUUGCCUACCAUCUGGCACCUGCUUAAUGGCAAGAGUUGUCGGCAAUAUCCAUUCACUGUUCAAACAACUGGCCCGCAUUAUCGGCAAAUGGCAGCCACUGAAAAUCGGCUGAGUUCCAUGUUGGAAGAUUUGACUGUGUGGUUUCUGUGGUUCCUUCCUACACUGGUGCCAGCACUGCUUGACAGCUUCAGCAAGGUGGCAAUGUAAUAAUAACCUGCAGGAUCAAGCCAAUGGUCCUUCUAGCCCAGCUUCCUGUUCUCGCAACAACCAAAUGCCCCUAAGAACCUUGGAAUCUUGAUAGACUGCCUCUGAACUCAGAGCCUCCAUAGAAACAUCCGAAAAGCCCCGCUGCUGGAUAAGGACAAAAGGGGCCCAUCUAGUCCAGCAUCCUCUUCUCACAGCGACCAGCUAGAUGCCCAUAUGGGAAACUGGCAAAAGCAACUUAGCUGGCGACCUCUGAGUAGAUCCUGACAACAACUGCUCACAGUGUGCUACUUAGGGUAUGUGUGGACAAGCUCAAAUGUUAAGGAUACUCCCAGGGUUGGGUAGAUCCAGGCAAUGCUCAUAAGCUGGACACCUCAAGAAUACCAACAUUGUUAUUCAGAGGGAAGCUGGAAAAAGCACCAUAAAGGCUAGUUUAGGUCAGCCCUCUGUUUCUCUCCCAUUCUCUUCCUUAUGUGGGAUGUGCUAAGCGACUCUGCCUAUUUGCGUGUGGACUACGAGAGGGUGAUAAAAUGUGUCUGUUGCAAAACAACGAAUUGUCCUGGCGUUUAUAAUGAAACCG
Podarcis lilfordi (Lilford's wall lizard) is the source of this 36980-nucleotide messenger RNA. NCBI's taxonomy places the organism in Eukaryota, Metazoa, Chordata, Lepidosauria, Squamata, Lacertidae. The record is from the annotation of a GenBank genome assembly.